AUGACAGAAUCAGCUCCCGAGAGCGUUUCUAACGCCAUCGCCACGGCUCCAUGGAGCCAAAGACCGCCCAGCCCGCCCUACAUCCCCAUCCCUCUCACGUUUUCCAAGGGUGCCGACUCUGCACUGUUGCCUUCAUUCGACAACGUGGACUCCAUGCACCUGACGAGCGAUGAUCUCAGUAUCAUAACCCGCAACGUCAAACAAACCAUCACUGACAGGUCGGUCGGCUGGAACUAUGAAGCACGCCGCCAAGCACAGCCAAUCCUCGAUUUUCUCUACCUCGGACCGCUCUCUAUUGCUCGCGAUGCCAACUGGCUGGCGCAAAACGGCAUUAGCAUGAUAAUCGUUUCGAGAUUCUCACAAGCUGCACGUUUUAUGAGCGUCGACAAAGCCGCACUGUCACUCGGCAUCAAGGUCGAGUAUUUAGAUGUAGCCGACAAUUUCGAGUUGGUCCGAGGUUUUCCAGAGGUCGUGCGGAAAAUCAACAACCACUUGCUCGAAGUCUACCAUGCACAGGCGCUGGAGAGGCAGGACGGUCGCAUGGUCAUCGACAGCAACAACUUUAGGGGCGGGAAGGUCUUGGUCGUUUGCGAGACAGGCAAUGAUCGAUCAGCCUUCAUCGUUGCUGCAUACAUCAUGACAGUCUACGGACAGCCCAUGAUUCCCAGCGUCCAGUUUGUCUCCGUGCAACGUUUCUCGGUCAACUUUGACGAGGAGAGCAAGAGGAUGCUGCGGGCCUAUGAGGAUCUUCUCAAUGCUCAGAGAAUAGUAUCUGAUGCGACAAGACAUGUCCCCAGAGCGGGCGAAAACGACGGCCGCCAAAAGGGAGGCAAGAGAGGCAUAGAGGCUACGCUAGACGAUGAUGACAGAAUGGAGGGAGAUGGUUACGAUGGAUUUGUCGUCGACCGUGAGCGAUAUGAAGACAGAGCCAAGUUCGUUCCAUUCGUGGACCCAGGCCAGAACUAG
Molecule: messenger RNA, 966 nt
Organism: Colletotrichum siamense
Lineage: Eukaryota; Fungi; Ascomycota; Sordariomycetes; Glomerellales; Glomerellaceae
Gene: styx-a
Product: Serine/threonine/tyrosine-interacting protein A
Exons: 1
Coding region: 1-966 (321 amino acids)
Biological process (GO): negative regulation of protein binding; negative regulation of SCF-dependent proteasomal ubiquitin-dependent catabolic process; regulation of ERK1 and ERK2 cascade
Cellular component (GO): cytoplasm; nucleoplasm
Molecular function (GO): protein tyrosine/serine/threonine phosphatase activity; F-box domain binding
Source: RefSeq, a predicted model, not a curated record